AUGUCGGCCACCGAAUCAGACCCCGAAGAUGCUAUUACCAAACAGGAGAUCGCUGGCACCGCACCGGCGCCGGAGCCCAGCUCUGCGGGUGUCGGCCGCGGAACGAAGCGCAAUGCAUUCGCAGAGCUGAUGGGCCCCAAGCCCAAGAAGCUCCAAGAGCCGCAACCCCUAGCCUCAAAGCGGGGCGCGUUCACAGGCAGCUUCAAGGCGCGCGACGGGCUGGGCGCAUACACGGCGGACCCAACGUCAUUCCCGACGAGCCGGGUCAUCUACCAUAACGCGUCCUUCGUCGCCAUCAACGACUUAUAUCCGAAGUCAACCGUGCACACGCUCCUGCUCCCGCGCUCGCCGCGGAGCCGUCUGCACCCCUUCGACGCCUUCGAGGACCCGGAAUUCCUCGCCGCCGUGCAAGCAGAGACGGCGCGGCUGAAGCGUCUAGUGGCGAAGGAGCUCCAGCGACGGUACGGACGGUUCAGCGCGCAGGACAAGUUGCGCGAGGACAUUCUGAACGACAAGGUGGAGUGGGAAGACGGGAAACCGCUCCCGGUGGGUCGCGACUGGGAGAAGGAGCUGCUCGUCGGCAUCCACGCCCAUCCUUCCAUGAACGACUUACACAUUCAUGUACUAUCGCGGGACAGGAUGUCCGAGUGCAUGCGCCACCGCAAGCACUACAACUCCUUCAACACGCCUUUUCUGAUCGACGUCGCCGACUUCCCGUUGGCGGCUGACGACCCUCGGCGGCACCCGGGGCGCGAGGGCUUCCUCAACAGAGAUCUACGGUGCUGGCGCUGCGGGAAGAAUUUCGAGAACCGGUUCAAGAAACUCAAGGAGCACCUUGAUCAGGAGUUCGAGGAGUGGAAGAAAGAGUGAAAGGCUGGCGCGUGAUUCUAUCCAACGUGGAAACACCGGACCUAAAAGCGCUGGAAUAGAGGGUAUUGAGCUGCCAGGAAUAAAUACUCAAUCAAGGCCAAGGAAUUAGAGAACUCAAAUGGUUGAGUUGAGGAUUGAGGAUUCAAGAGAGCCACAUCACAGCAUGAUGCGACGUAGGUCGUGAUGCGCUGUGGGGCCAAUACCAGGGGUCCAAUGUAAAGUAAAUCGUCAGAUGCCAGUUCCAAGGUUGACUGAAGCAUACUAGAACGCUGCCAAAAGGUUUGACACAAAGUCGGUUCAACGUCUCUGCUAAUCGCCGAGACCGCUGCUGAUUGAUAAGAGACAAAACCUAAAGAAAACAGACUUGCAAUUGCUCUUCAAUCAUACACAUAACUUUGACCAACUCCGCCGUCCAUGUGUUAUCAUACUUGUAAUUGAUUUCAGGGCCGACCAUCAUUUAACCCCGGAUUAACCUUAUACUUUUACAAACCGUCAAGCACGAUGUACGUUAAUCGUGCACAAGAGCAAAGAAUCAAUCCCAAAACCGCCACCGAGUCAUCAUGGUUUCCCCACGCCACUUAUCCGUCUAAAAGCGGUGGCUAGACUGGCUAAGCUAGGCAUUAUGGCUCUCGUAUUAUUGUUCUA
Messenger RNA from Xylaria bambusicola, 1515 nucleotides. Its product is annotated as HIT domain-containing protein. NCBI's taxonomy places the organism in Eukaryota, Fungi, Ascomycota, Sordariomycetes, Xylariales, Xylariaceae. Bases 1 to 870 code for a protein of 289 amino acids. Gene Ontology annotation, molecular function: double-stranded RNA binding; single-strand break-containing DNA binding; mismatched DNA binding. The transcript is spliced from 2 exons. Gene Ontology annotation, cellular component: nucleus. Gene Ontology annotation, biological process: double-strand break repair; single strand break repair. The record is from RefSeq and is a predicted model, not a curated record.